Amoebophrya sp. A120 is the source of this 2380-nucleotide messenger RNA. The record is from the annotation of a GenBank genome assembly. Lineage: Eukaryota; Dinophyceae; Syndiniales; Amoebophryaceae.
AGCGGACCGACGAUGAAAAUAAAUACGCCUAAUUUAGGUUCUCAGGAAAUCGGGUCUAUUGCCUGGUCGCUGGUGAAAAUGGAGAAAUUCCACUUGGCAAAAAGUUGGUGCGAGGUUGUCUUUUUCCAGCAAUCAACAUCUGCGACAGGACUACAACCUUCUACCAUGAUGUUGACAACAACCAGUCUGAACGCCCGCGCAGUGGCAAACUUGGUUUGGGUUUAUGCGACCGCCACGCCUAAAAAUUUGUCGACGACGAGCACGAACAGGGCCGGCAGCAAAAGUUUCAGUUGUGAGCACCAGAACUACGAGCCAGUAGUAAAAGACCAGAAAACUACGACCACUGCUACUGCAACUUCGUACGAGACUUUUUUGAAAGUUCAGUUAAAUCAGCAACCGAUUGUGCAGCAAUUUUUGCAGGAUGAGGCGGCCUUGUCGCAGUUUCUCUAUUCUACCGCGAAGCUCAUGAACGAUUUCGGGGAAUUUAGCAGCAGAACUUUAAAAAACCGACAGCUGUUGAGGGAGACAAGAUUGCUGAAAGAGGUUGCAAACGCGCUGGCAGGUAAACGGCAAAGCGGACAUUAUCCAAAUUGCAACUCAACAAUAAAAUCUAAUUCCAGCCCUUGCGCCAAUCAACAUUUUCUACGCAUCAAGAAACCACAACACUUGGCGAACCUUUCGUGGGCGUUGUGCGUCAUCGGCGGAAUGGACCAGCUUUUGGUGGAACUGUUAGACCCGCGUAGUUUACCUCGUGGUGAUGGUACUGCAAUUAUCCCACACGGGAUGAACUACUACGGCAAUCAAGAAGAAAAACACAGGAGGAGCGCGUUACACGCAGUAACAGACCCCCGCCACAUCAGCGCUUUGUGGUACGUCUGCAAACGGGCGACGGUGGUGAGAAAAGAUUUGUUGGAGUUGCUGAUUCAGAAAACCACGAGGACCUCCGCGGAGUCGAUAGAGAGGAAUGCGAAGAUGUCAUAUGAACAAAUGAAGACCUCCUCUCUGUUGCUCUCGGACCAAGACAUUCUCUUGCGACUUUUCGCGUUGCAGGCAAUCGCCCGGUGUUGCUCUGUUGAGUUGGAAGGAGGCGGGGUCGUGGUGUCCUCGGAUAGCAACGAGCUCAGUGCAGUGCAGCAGAAUGAGAAGAAGCUUCUUGUGCGAAAAUUUGUGUUGGAGAUGGUUGAAAGCCUGCUUCUUGUGGCAACUUCAUCUACUUCCGGACCGGCCUCAGCUGUCACAACUUUACCUGAAAAGGAACAAACGCGCAAGAAGCAACACCCGGCGACCAAGUCUUGUCUCCAUGCCGACGAUCUCGGCGGCCCCGUCGCGAUGGUGCUGGUAACUCUGGCGGCGAUGGAUAAAAGCGGAGAAAUUCGGAAGCUGUUGCAGGAACACCCGGCCCUGCUGCAGACCGUGUUCCGACAGCUGUUUUCGAGUUUUGUCGUUUCCCCGCUACAGGACGAAAUCGGAGCACUCGCUACUCCAGAAGAGGAAAUAAGAACUGAGGUGCUUUUGAAGAAUGGCAAGACGAAGAGUUGUUCCAAUCAUCUCCGCGUUUCCAACGAGGAAGCCUCGCAUUCCCUGCACCAAGCGUACCGGGCGUACCUGGCCUGCAGCGUGCUGUAUCCCGAAUUAAUCGCGGGGGUGGACGAGGAAGCCGAACUCGGUGCCUACAGUCAAGUAGGAAACAGAGAGAACAAGAAAGCAGCUCCUGUGCCGAAGAUUCCGUCCUCCUUGCCGCAAAACCCUUCUCCAAAAUCCAGCACGACGCACGACUUGUUGCGGCGGAAAAUCCAGGAGCUCGGUCAAGUUAGUUGUAGGGGAAAAAAAUCUUCUUCUUUUGAAAUCAACCGCAUCGAGAACGAAGUGCCGCUCUUUCAACAACAGCGGAAAGCCGUCCUGCAAAAAGAUGUUGAUAAUCGCUCUGCAGGAGAAAGAAAAUCUUCUUCAUUGUCGAAUCUGGAAAUAAAGAACAACCGUGUAGUGAUUCAACCCGAGUUUUUCGUCGACUUAGUGGUGAACGGAAAGCUGUGUAUCGAAGUCAAUGGCCCAGAGCACUACUUUUCUCUUCUGGAUAGUUGUCCUUCUUCUACUAUGCCAACAACUUCUACCACCCGGCGGCUUCAAAUCGGGGAGAACUGUCUGAAGCGAAAAAUCGCGGAGAAACUUGGGUAUGCCUAUCUAGAAUUCGACGCUGUGAAAGAGUUAGAUGUGAAGUUGAAAGCGACUGACUGCUUGCAGUGGCUGGAAGAAAAGUUGAAAGCGAAAUGGAUUUAGUAGAUAACGCGAGUCACUUCACUUUACUCGAAGUAAAGAGGUGAUAGCAGAACCGAAAAUUAUCCUAGAACAGCUGCGAUUGCACGACAGCAGGAGAUGGAAG